AUUUACAAGCCGCAAAAAAGAAAGCCUUGGACGAUUUAAAAGAACUCAAAGGAGAAAUUACCGAUAAAAAAAUAACCAAAAAAGUUAAUGAAACUUAUCCUCACACGAUUACCGGAACGGAUUGGACUGUUCAUUUAGCAACCGAGGAUGAUAAAAUCACUAAAACUUGGCAAUUGGCGGAAUAUGUGGGAAAAAUAGCCAAAGUUAUCAAAACUAAAAUUGUUUCUAAAGAACAGAAAUCUACCAGAACUGCUAAGAGAGAACUCACUGAAAGAGAAAAUAAAAUUAAUGAUUUACUUGGCAGCCCACACGCAACUCCUUUGCCAAAUGAUUGA
This is a messenger RNA of Racocetra persica, 335 nucleotides long. The record is from the annotation of a GenBank genome assembly. Lineage: Eukaryota; Fungi; Glomeromycota; Glomeromycetes; Diversisporales; Gigasporaceae.